AUGGCUACCAAAACCCAUAAGACGUGGCAGGAGGAGCUUGUUGCUGAAUGUCGCAAAAUGAGGAUCCCAGCUCCGGUCUUCAACAUCGUAUCGGAUCGGCGAGGUGGACGGACGGCCUGGUCUGCGACAGUAACCAUUCAGGGACAGAACCUUGCAGCAAGAUACUGGUACGACGGACAAUAUCUCAACAAUGCAAAGGAAGAUGCAGCAGAGGUCGCCUGUACAAAGCUUCGAAAUCCUUCUAUCAGCUCUAGUCAAUCAGCCUCCUACCGUUCCUCCUCAGGCCACCCCCAU
Molecule: messenger RNA, 294 nt
Organism: Exophiala aquamarina CBS 119918
Lineage: Eukaryota; Fungi; Ascomycota; Eurotiomycetes; Chaetothyriales; Herpotrichiellaceae
Exons: 3
Coding region: 48-254 (68 amino acids)
Source: RefSeq, a predicted model, not a curated record